Carassius carassius (crucian carp) is the source of this 3976-nucleotide messenger RNA. Its product is annotated as sterol regulatory element-binding protein 1-like. Gene Ontology annotation, biological process: regulation of transcription by RNA polymerase II. Gene Ontology annotation, molecular function: RNA polymerase II cis-regulatory region sequence-specific DNA binding; DNA-binding transcription factor activity, RNA polymerase II-specific; protein dimerization activity. NCBI's taxonomy places the organism in Eukaryota, Metazoa, Chordata, Actinopteri, Cypriniformes, Cyprinidae. Gene Ontology annotation, cellular component: nucleus. Bases 277 to 3690 code for a protein of 1137 amino acids. The transcript has 19 exons. The record is from RefSeq and is a predicted model, not a curated record.
UCUGUUAGCAUGCUAAUGUGCAAAGCGAACUCUGAAGACAACUUUGCCUUGCGCGGCAGCAUGGAAGCGAACACGAGAAGAUAGUAGACAGAAUCAGCAACAAAGCUGAAUUUGUCGAGAAUCAAGCAGACGGACCUUAAGACACGUAGCCAGUACAUGUCCGCGUACAUUUGCUCCACUGAAAAGUGUAAGAAGUUUACAUGGAAUAACGCUUGCUGUGUGUGUUAACGUUACUCGAAUACAUUUGAAGCCGGCUUGAAAGAACAUUUAAGGACAAUGAAUCUGUCUUUUGACGACCAAUCUCUGGACACCCUGGACUCCAGUUUGACUUUCCACGACCCGAGUGAUAUUGACACGGCUUUGCUCAAUGACAUCGAUGAUAUGCUCCAGCUUAUCAACAACCAGGACAUAGAGUUUGGAGGGCUGUUCGAUCACGCUCCAUUUCCUGCCCCCUCGCAGGACCUCUCCGUCCUGCCCCACUCCAGCCCUUCCUCUCCUCCACCUGCUUCUUCUACGCCCACCAACACCUCCUCCAUCCUCAGCAGCAGCCCACACCUGGAUGCCCUGCUGGGCCCCCCCAUCACCCGCAGCUCCUCCAUCCCAGACAAGGUGUUCCACCCUCCCACUUUCCAGCAGUCGCCUCUGGCACAGGUGACCUCGACCCCUGCAAACCCCACCCCCCUGCAGACCACGCAGCCCAAAGCUCAGCCUGCUCCAUCUCCCAGCCUCCACCCUUCCACCCCGCAGGCCCCGAGCCAAGCUGCCCCAGCCGGGAAGAGCCCUGCGUUCUGCGCUACCCCGCAGGCCCUCUUUAGCCCACUAACACCCCAACCACAGCAGCAGCCCUUAGUCACUUACUCCAACCAGAACAGCUACACUGCCGUCUCUCAGCAGAGCUCCCCUCAGCCAAUCCCGAAUCUCCCCGCCUCUCCACAGAACGUUCAGCCAAUGGCCAUCAAAGCCCAGGUGCAGAGCCUCUCGGCUUCACCCAUCCUGACCACGUCCUCCAGCCCUCCCAUACAGACCAUCACCCCUCAGGUGCAGCAGGUUCCUGUUUUGUUGCAGCCGCAGUUCAUUAAGGCAGACUCGCUCUUACUCACAACUCUGAAGCCAGUAACAACAGUAACAACCGUAACUACAGUAGCGUCACCCUGCAUCUCAUCGCUGGCUUCAUCCACGGCCACAGUCCAGAACACCCCACUGCAGGCACUGAUGAGUGGAGGCACUAUCCUGACCACCGUUCCACUGGUGGUGGACGCAGAGAAACUGCCCAUCAAUCGCAUCACCAUCAGCGGGAAACCAGGCGGCCAGCCGCCUAAAGGCGAGAAACGCACGGCCCAUAACGCCAUCGAAAAACGCUACCGCUCCUCCAUCAACGACAAGAUCAUUGAGCUCAAAGACCUGGUGGCUGGGACAGAAGCUAAGCUCAAUAAGUCGGCCGUGUUGAGGAAAGCCAUUGACUACAUUCGCUACCUUCAGCAGUCCAACCAAAAACUCAAGCAGGAGAACAUUGCACUCAAAAUGUCCAUUCAGAAGAACAAGUCUCUGAAGGACCUUGUGAUCAUGGAGGUGGAUGUGAAACCAGAAAUCCCCACCCCUCCAGCGUCAGAUGUCGGCUCGCCUCAGUCCAGCGGCCCUUUCUCGCACCACGGUAGCGACUCGGAGCCGGACAGCCCGAUGGAAGAAGACAGCAAGCUUGUGGUUGAGAGGGCUGGAGGAAUGAUGGACCGCUCUCGCAUGGCUCUGUGUGCCUUCACCCUGCUCUUCCUGUCCUUUAACCCGCUGGCGUCCCUGCUGUGUGGCGGCUGGAGCAGCUCCGGGACGACUGUCUCUGGACACACAGGAAGGAGUCCGCUAGCAGUGCCGGAAGAAGCUGAGUCUUGGGGUUCGAUGGAUUGGAUGCUGCCCACUCUUCUGUUGUGGCUGUUGAACGGUGUUCUGGUCACUGGAGUUUUGAUCCGCCUGCUCGUCUACGGAGAACCUGUGACCAGACCCCACUCAGAAUCAUCCGUCCUCUUCUGGAGACACCGCAAACAGGCCGAUCUGGAUCUAGCCAGGGGAGACUUUGCUCAGGCUUCUCAGAACCUCUGGACGUGCCUCAAAGCUCUCGGUCGUCCUCUGCCCACGUCUCAGCUGGACCUGACCUGUGCGGUGCUGUGGUCCGCCCUGCGUCUGUGUCUGCAGAGACUGUGGGUGGGCCGCUGGCUAGCCAGCCGCGCCGGAGCCCUCCGAUCCAACCGCCCCCUGCAGGAAGAUGCCUGCAAGAGCUGCCGCGAUGCCGCAUUGGUCUACCACCGUCUACACCAACUCCACAUGACCGGCAAGCUCGGAGGAAGCCACCUGUCUGCGAUCCACAUGGCACUGAGCGCUCUCAACCUGGCCGAGUGUGCAGGAGACUGUCUCCCCGUCGCCACACUGGCGGAAAUCUAUGUGUCUGCAGCCCUCCGGGUUAAAACCAGCCUGCCCCGUCUGCUUCACUUCACUACUCGAGUGUUCUUGAGCAGCGCUCGGCAGGCCUGUCUCUCGCCCAGUGGCAGCGUCCCUCCUGCCAUGCAGUGGUUGUGUCACCCGCUGGGUCACCGUUUCUUCGUGGAUGAGGACUGGUCCAUACGCAGCACCCCUAAAGAGAGCAUCUACAGCCAGGCGGGGAACUCAGUUGACCCGUUGGCUCAGGUGACCCAGGCGUUCCGUGAGCAUCUGUUGGAAAAGGCCCUCUACUGCGUGGCACAGCCGCGAGGCGACAAGAGCCUCACUGAUGGAGAUGGAGAAUACGCGGACUCUCUGGAGUACCUGCAGUUACUCACCAGCGCCUCGGACGCAGCAGGAGCCACGACACAGUCCUUCGCCAUCGGCUCAAACAUGGCCACCAUUACAGGAUGUGACCCUCACUCCAAAUGGUGGUCGUCGGUUGCUGUGGUGAUCAUUAAUUGGCUCCAGGGGGAUGAUGGGGCAGCAGAGAGAUUGUACCCAGCGGUGGAGCACAUGCCACGCAGCCUUCAGACCGCUGAGAGUCCGCUGCCCAAAGCCUGUCUGAACACCUUUAAAGCGGUGCGCUCCCUGCUGGCCAAACCAGAGAGCUCCCAGCUCAGCCUCAGCUAUUGUGAGAGAGCCAGCGGUCUGUUCAGAGACAGCCUCAAUCUCGGCCCGCACUGCAGCACCAACACAUUAGACAAGCUGGUGCAGUUGCUGCUUUGUGAUCUGUUGUUGGUGACGCGCACUAAUGUGUGGCGGGAGCAGCAGGGGGCGUCCCAGCAGAGCUCCCCGACAGCCGCCUCGUCUGCAGAGCUGCAGGGCUUCCAGCAGGACCUCAGCUCGCUCCGCAAACUCGCCCAGAGCUUCAGACCGGCCAUGCGCAGGUUGUUCCUGCAUGAGGCCACAGCUCGGCUGAUGGCGGGAGCCAGUCCCACACGCACACACCAGCUCUUGGAUCGCAGUCUGCGCCGCCGCGCCACGCCUGGAAGCAGGACAGAAGAGUGUGAGGUGCAUCCAGGCCAGCGGGAGCAGGCAGAGGCCAUGAUUCUGGCGUGCCGCUAUCUGCCCCCUUCCUUCCUGUCAGCUCCGGGCCAGAGGGUGGGCAUGCUGGUGGACGCCGCCCGGACGCUGGAGAAACUGGGCGACAAACGCACCCUCCACGACUGCCAACAGAUGAUCAUCAAACUAGGCAGCGGAACGACCGUCACGUCCACCUAGUCAACUACACACACACACUUAAGAGCACUUUUACAAACACACCCCAAGAUCUCUCAAUCAAGAAUCAACACGCUCUUUAUUUCAGGCCUCAGUAUCAUCCACGACCGUUUCGACUUUCCCCAACAAUUCAGAACUGCAUAUUCAAAACCAAUGACGAGAUGAAGAAGAGGCAAUAACGGGACCCUCAUCCAAACGCAGUGUUGACAUUUUUGAUAUGAAAUUGAAUAUUUAACUUAUUUAUCUGCCCUAAAAGAAACUGAGGAGAUUGUUUUCUUCUGUGAGAUGG